This is a messenger RNA of Notolabrus celidotus (New Zealand spotty), 1441 nucleotides long. RefSeq names its product MAD2L1 binding protein (gene mad2l1bp). Gene Ontology annotation, biological process: regulation of exit from mitosis. The transcript is spliced from 3 exons. Gene Ontology annotation, cellular component: nucleus. The record is from RefSeq and is a predicted model, not a curated record. The coding region runs from base 51 to 1238 and encodes 395 amino acids. NCBI's taxonomy places the organism in Eukaryota, Metazoa, Chordata, Actinopteri, Labriformes, Labridae.
ACGUUUCCCAUGAUGCACCGCGCGCAGACCCGGCGGCGGGGACAUUCAAAAUGGCCUCAGACUCGAUGAUCUUCAAAACAAUCUCAAACCCAGAAGAAGAGAAGAAGAAGAAGCUGAACAACAACAAUAAUAACAUCACAGAAGACAGUCAGACCAGGAGGAGACUCUCCUUUACGGCAGGAAGUGACGUUAAACACCAGAACGGAGCGCGUGAAGGCCGAACGUUACAGAAUGUUCCCGACGACUCCGAGUCAAACCGAGCGUCUACGGAAAUGACCGAACAACCUGAAACUGUAAACUCGAGUUUAAAGAUGAAGAAUAACAAAGAAUGGAGAGACUGUUCCUCUGAACCUCGACCUAAUGAAGACCAGGAGAAUGUGGACUUCACUGAAGACAAGGAGAACUCUCCUGAGACCCUCCACAGUCUGACAGAUGACACCAGAGAGGAGGGCACUUCAGGUCAGAGGAACCUGCAGGACGCCAGCGUGACCGCCGGGGAACAACAGACUCCUCACACAGAGGACAGUGACGCAGACGUGGCGAGGAGAGCGCAGCAGGAAGGCCUCGUGAACGUGGUCUUCUCCGGCACCGUGACCCAAGAAGGCUGCUGCCGCUUUGUCAGCGAGAUCCUCAAGUGCAUCCUGUAUCAGAGACAGCAGCUCCCCAUGACGUACGACCAGCUGGUGUACUCUCAGAAGAAGCAGCAAGCGUCCAUGCAGGAUAAAGAUGUAGUGAGUCGGAGGCCGGGGCCGUCUGCAGACAUCGACUCCAGGAAGUGUCAGCAGACCCUUCAGGACCUGGAGGAGGUGCUGCAGCAGCUGGAAGUGCUGUUCUCCCUCAGCAGGGUUCCUCGCGUGUUGCUGCUCAUGGGCGGCUCUCUCGUCCUCCCCAAAGAGCUGUACGAGAUCAACAUGGAGAACCUGGGACUGGCCGCCGGAGACCAGUGCCUGCGCGUCUCCUCGUGCUUGAGGCAGGUCUUCAGGACUCUUUUCGUGGCCGACCUUUUAUCCGACAGCAAACCGGUCCGCUUGAUGCCCACUACGGUCUUAGUGCUGGCUCACAGGGACUGCGGCGUCGGGUGGUUCCGCCCGAAACUACAAUUUAAAGUACCGACACGUGUAAAGAACCAGGUGAUCGCUCUCUCUAGCAGCAGUCAGACUCUGAGGGCGGACGGGACGGACCGGGAGGAUUAUGUGUGGUUUCAGGCGCCGAUGACGAUCAAGGGCUUCGGAAAGUGACCCAGAGAGAAUCCAGCACUCUCUUUUAGGAGCAUGAAUUUUAACAGUCGUUCAGAUCCUUUUUGAACUGUCAAUAUUUUAAUGAAUUAUGGAUUUAAUUUUUAUAACUGUAUUAAAAAGAGUCAUUUUAAACAACAUGUGGUUCAUUGACUUCAGAAAUAAAAGGGAAUUAAGAUGCUUUGUUGGUAUGACAUGAAAUCUGU